Pochonia chlamydosporia 170 is the source of this 1011-nucleotide messenger RNA. RefSeq names its product alcohol dehydrogenase. The record is from RefSeq and is a predicted model, not a curated record. NCBI's taxonomy places the organism in Eukaryota, Fungi, Ascomycota, Sordariomycetes, Hypocreales, Clavicipitaceae. The transcript is spliced from 4 exons. Bases 1 to 1011 code for a protein of 336 amino acids. Gene Ontology annotation, cellular component: mitochondrion. Gene Ontology annotation, molecular function: zinc ion binding; oxidoreductase activity.
AUGAAGGGAAUCGAAGUCAAGGAAUAUGUCAAGUCCCCAACGGAGCUCAAGGUGGCGGAGCUUGCAGACCCUGUGCCCAAAGAUGACGAGUAUCUGAUUGAGGUUCGCGCGGCGGCCACCAAUUUCUUUGAUGUCCUUCAGAUUGCGGGCAAAUACCAGAACCAACCACCCUUCCCAUGGAUUGCGGGCGCCGAGUUCGCUGGUGUCGUCAUUUCAACGCCUAAGGGGUCCAAGAACCCCCAGUUUCCCAAGGGAGCCCGGGUUUUCGGCGCUACUCAAGGAGCAUAUGCGUCCAAGUGUGUUGCUAAGGAGGUGGCCAUGCUGCCUGUCCCUGAGGGCUGGUCGUUCACCGAGGCGGCCGGUCUGUUCGUCACUGCCCCUACGAGUUACGGCGCCCUUGUGGUGAGGGCGAAUGUCAAGCAGGGAGAUUAUGUGUUGGUUCAUGCGGCGGCUGGUGGAGUUGGUCUGGCUGCUGUUCAAGUUGCCAAAGCAUUCGGCGCUACAGUCAUUGCAACAGCAUCUACCCCUCGCAAAUUGGAAGUUGCCAAGUCGUUUGGCGCAGACCACGUCCUCGACUACAAGGACCCGGAGUGGCCGGCCAAGGUCAAGAAGCUUACUCCCAAGGGUCGCGGUGUUGACAUUGUCUACGACCCCGUCGGUUUAGUAGAUAAAUCUACCAAGUGUACUGCCUGGAAUGGCCGUAUCCUGAUUGUUGGAUUCGCCGGUGGCGCCAUUGAAAAGGUUGCCAUGAACAAGGUACUACUCAAGAACAUUUCUCUGGUGGGCAUCCACUGGGGUGCGUAUAGCAUCAACGAGAGAGAGACUAUUCCCGUAGUGUGGCAAGGCAUUACGAAGCUGGUCAAGGAGGGGAAAUUCCGUGGAACCGAGUUUACAGAUGAAGAGUUUGUAGGAUUAGAUAGAGUCAGUGAUGCACUGGUCGCGUUGUCAGGGCGUGGGACUUGGGGAAAAGUUGUGGUCAAGGUGCCGCAGGAGGGAGGUAGCCGGCUGUAA